AUGCACAGACCCCCGCCAGCCGAAGGGAAUGAUUUGGAACGUCUCUUAAACCUGCCUCCAAAUACAAAUCCGCCAAUACAGGCACCACCACCUAAUGUACCAGUUUGGCCGGAUGAACAGGCUGCAGCAUUUUGUGCUGUUGCUCCUCCUAUCGAGACAUUCAUGGAUGUUCCUGAUGAAAUACGCCGGGACCAAUUUUAUGCUACAUGUCGACGUGAUGAUGUACUAGUUGGUGUUAUCAGUGUAAUACAAGACUCCGGUCUUGUUGUCUCUAUUCUGGCAUAUGAUCAAGGACCUCGGCGUGAUUUUGAAGGUCUCAAAAUUACGGGCUUUUGUCCAUUGCGACAGCUUCCGCGAUAUAAUGCUCACGGCAACGCUUUGGAUGCUUUUCAAAUCGGUGAUAAAGUUCGUGCAUUUAUUCUCGACAUUCAUGGAGGUGGACGUCUAAUAUUAAGCAUGAAUGCAAAGAUGCUUAAUCGUGAUAUCUAUGGAGAUUUGAAGCUGGGUAUCAUAACUGAUGAUGAUAUGCCUCUGUAUUACAAAAAACUUCAAAAUUUGGACGGAAAAUCGUAUGAAGCCUAUCUUGAAUCAACACCGCAAUUUCGUAAUCCAGAUGGACUACAAGUUCUAUGCGCUCGUAUGGGAAUACCACGUUCAUCAGCUUGUAGUCUACUAUUUUGUAUUAAUAAAAUCCGAUUACCAAAAUCCGAAAUGGCUUGUGAAUUGAGACGUACUCAGUUGUUGAAUUUCUCAAUGAAACAUGUCGCUCAAGGUGUGAAAUAUUUCAAAGAAAGUCGAAAUACUGAAGCAUUACAAUGUUACAAUUUUGCAAUUGAAGUUGAACCAACUAAUCCAGAUGCCUAUGUUGCCCGUGGUGCUCUUUAUGCCUCAAUCGGUACGUACACAAAAGCAGUAGAAGAUUUAGAGAAAAGUCUUGAAAUUCAACCGAAUCAUGUGAAUGCUAAGAAUUAUCUGGUCCAGACACUAGUUGCCUAUGCUGGCGAAAUUGGGCGUAAGGAAAUAAGCAAGGCAGAACAGUUGUUGAAUCGCGCAAUCAAAUUGGAUCCUGACAAUAAUGAAGCUCGAGAUGCAUUGAAAGAACUCCAGACUAAUGGAUCUCUUUCUAAUAACAAAGAUGCUGGUUUGCGAUCCUGGUCACGAACGCCUUCUCCACGCGGUUCAAGUCGAAAUAUAGGUGGUAACAGACGUGAUCACACUCCUCUUUCGCCAACUGCCGUUCGUCCAAGUGCAGGUUAUGCCUCUCAUAUGGAACGUAGCAGAGCUGCUCUAGAACAGCUCGUUGAAGAAGAUCGUAGUCGGCGUGCUGCUAAAGAAGCUAAUCGUCAAAACCACGCACCGGACCAUAGUCCUCCAGGAUUUUUGUCUCCCAACCGCACCCAUGAACGACGAAGAGGAGAUUAUUAUCGUGAUGAUAUUAAAUCAGCUGCUGGUGGAGGAGGUGGCGGCGGUAGCGGAGCAGGUGGUAGUAAUGCUGUUAUGGACAAAUCGAAUAUGGAUCGUGGUGAUCUUUCUAAGAUUGUCAUUACACGCAAUCGAUCGGGACGUAUUAUACGCUGCAAAGAUGAUGACGAAAUGGGUGAUGAAUCGAACAGAUCCGAAGGAUUAUGGAAACGUUCUUAUGAUGAUGAUCGAAAUGCUUAUUAUUACUACAAGUUGAAAAAAUUGAACCUUGAACCACAAUUGCAACUAUCUCCUGUAAAUAGUAGUGAUUAUUGA
Molecule: messenger RNA, 1737 nt
Organism: Schistosoma turkestanicum
Lineage: Eukaryota; Metazoa; Platyhelminthes; Trematoda; Strigeidida; Schistosomatidae
Source: the annotation of a GenBank genome assembly